Messenger RNA from Physcomitrium patens, 1156 nucleotides. RefSeq lists its product as uncharacterized. Gene Ontology annotation, molecular function: SNAP receptor activity. The record is from RefSeq and is a predicted model, not a curated record. Lineage: Eukaryota; Viridiplantae; Streptophyta; Bryopsida; Funariales; Funariaceae. Gene Ontology annotation, biological process: retrograde vesicle-mediated transport, Golgi to endoplasmic reticulum. Gene Ontology annotation, cellular component: SNARE complex; endoplasmic reticulum.
UGUUGCAAUUCCUCAGAGGCAACGACCCCGCGAGGUCGGCGAUUGAAAGAAGAAGAAGAGGACGAGGUGGAGGAGGAAUUGGCACUGUGUUAUACUCUUCGAAUUGGCUGUUGUUGUUUGUUGUUUACAUUGCUAGUUGGAGGUAGCGUUGAAGAGUUUCAAUCGGGAAUAGCGAGUCGUGAAGAUGGUGCGUGAGGACAACAGUUUCGUCUUCGGGACGGAGGAUGAUGACGACGAAGCGAUUGUAGCAGCUAAGGGGAAAGAGCUGGAGGGAGCGUGGGCCGAGACUAAACAAGAGGUGCAGAAGCAGAUGCAGCUCCUGGCGUCUUUCGGAACCGCGGGCGGAGUGGCAGACGCGGCAAUGGUGCCGCGGACGAGUGCGUUGUUGCAGGAUCACAUUGCCAAUCUGAGAACCCUAAUUGUUCGUUACGAGAUGAUUGCUCAGCAGUACUGUACGGAGGAGGGCGUCCAGGCCGCUAUGAGGACUGUGCAGGAGUGGAAAGAUCAAAUUCAGGCAUUACGAAUGAGCUCAAGAAAUGCUAAUCUUCAGGCUAAACGCAACAUUGAUCAGGCUGAGGGAGCAAUCUUCUUUCGGGUGGACAGGAUGUCGACCUUCGCCGCAGACAGUUGCAGUAUGAAUCAUAUCGUUCUCAUUCGAGCUUUUUAUGCUUAUGAAACUUUUCUUAGUGGUGUAAGCUUUUCAUCAGAUAACCUGCAAGCUGAUCCCCUUCCGAAACGGAAAUGAUCCUACCCUACAUAAAUUUGGAAUCCAUGCCAUAUUCUCAUUCUAAUAAAUGUUUCUAUGUUCAAGAACACGAGCUGGUAUGACUUCUGCUGCCGAGGGCAUCACUGAUGGAUUGCGUCGCACCCGCCAAUUGAUGAUUCAGGUCAGAGUAGAGUUUUCAUUAGACACGCUAUUUGUUUGCAAUUUUACUAAAGUAUAUAGCUCGAAAGAGUGAUAGCUGGAACAAAUCGUCUGCCGCCUUACCCACAGUAUUAGUCCUCCUUGGGUUGGACAUGUUUUUGACAAUAUUUAUCAACACGCCCCGUCUGUGGCCUGUGCCACUAUCGUGGUUUCUGCGCCUUUCUCUUUAAUGUUAAACACCUCGGUUGGAGGUGAUCAGAAGUGCUUCUGUCAUACAAUGUUCAUAAGGAA